Messenger RNA from Sinocyclocheilus rhinocerous, 1727 nucleotides. RefSeq names its product galaxin-like. Bases 103 to 1497 code for a protein of 464 amino acids. The record is from RefSeq and is a predicted model, not a curated record. NCBI's taxonomy places the organism in Eukaryota, Metazoa, Chordata, Actinopteri, Cypriniformes, Cyprinidae. The transcript has 12 exons.
CAUCCUGGUGUAGUGACAGUAUUGUGUAUUUUUGCCACAUCCUCUGCACAAGCAUUUUGCCAUCAUGACAAAGGGAGCCACAAUGCAGGUUUCAGUGGACAGAUGGAAGGCAGCCAUCAUCUGCACUGUUGUGGAAAUGUGUCUUACAAGAUCUCAGAAAGCUCCUGCUGUAAUGGAAAUGUAACUCUGGGAUUAAGCCAGCUGGUGGCUGACUGCUGUGAUUCUGUAGCUUACAAUCCCCUUAACGAGAUUUGCUGUGAUGGCAGGAUUCUGACUCGAAGCAGCACUCACAUGAAAUGCUGUGGCAAAGUCAUGUACCUGACAACGACUCAUUUGUGUUGUGGUGGUGACGAAAUAUUUGAAUGGAAGGAAAAUCAUUCUUGUUGUGGCAAUAAAACGUAUGACAUGACAACCCAAUACUGCUGUACUAACCUUACACUAAACGUAAAGCCUAAAAAUGAAACUUGCUGUCCAAAAGCAACAGAUUCUGAUAAAAAAACAAAAUGCCAGCAAGGCUCUCUUCCCACCUGCACACUCCCCAAAGUCUCAGAAUUGAAGUGUGGGUCCGAACCUUACAAUCCCCAGAAAGAAAUCUGUUGCUCAGGGAAUCUGCAUAAGAAGGCAUCAGCACUUACUAAGUGCUGUAGCAAAGAUGUUUACACUCUGUCAGAUGACAAUGUGCUGUGCUGUAAUGGAAUCAUUCAUCUCAAUGUGCCUGAGCAGUCAGAGUGUGUUGGAGGUGUUAUAUAUACUCCACCAAACACUAUUUGCCAAAUGUCUGCUCGUCCCCGUCUUGGUGAGCACUGCUGUGGAGGACAAACCUUCAAUCCUCGCACACAUAUUUGCUGUAACGGACACAGCCACAACAAGAUGAAUGGCAAUUUCUGUUGUGGUUCAGAAGUCUAUGACCACCACAACCAGUUGUUGAGAUGCUGCUCAGGUCAUCUCUACAACCUAACACGUUUAAGUGGGGAAGCAGAGUGCUGUGGAAACCAUCUGCUGGAAUAUAAGACACAAACUUGCUGUUCUUCCUCUACUAAUGCCAUAAUUUAUGACACCAAACCAAACCACCAUUGCUGUGGGCAUUACUACUACAACACGUCCCUGUGGAGCUGCUGUGCUGAACAUCUCAAACCAACACCAAAGCCUAACAGCUCCCCUGCAGAAUACAGGCUGAAACCACUAAUGGACCUGAUCCCUGAAAUGUGCAAUAAAACAGUGUUCUUUGGCAAAGUGGAGAGUUUGGCACUUGAAAAUUAUCAGCGUCUCAUUGUGUUGAAAGUUGUUGGACAGGUCGAUGUAAAAUCGGAAAAGGUCAUCAAAGACCCUUGGCUUUAUGUGUCCCUGGAUCACUGCAGCUCUCCUGCCACAGAAAACGGCAUGACCUACCUUUGGGAGGAAAACCACGAUAGGAAGUACAAGCUUCUCUCUCACCCUGUUGACCUAACCUCUGACAUUCACAUGUUCUAUGCUGUAUGUUACCAAAAGAAGGGAUAGAACUAUGGAUUGAGGUCUACAGUAUAUAUUUUAAGUGGCACUGCAUGACCUAAUAAGCAUUUUUUUUAAUCAUGCUGUAUAUUAUCAGUCUCAGGUCUGUUCCAAUUCUGUUCAUUUUUUUUUUAACAAUUUGACAAGUUCAAGGGCAUUUACAUACUAUAGCUCAAAGGUGCUCAAACGCAAUUAAUUACUUUUAUCCUAAUCCUUGAAGACAGCGGUUAUUUCAUAUA